This is a messenger RNA of Penicillium roqueforti, 219 nucleotides long. RefSeq lists its product as uncharacterized. The record is from RefSeq and is a predicted model, not a curated record. The transcript has 2 exons. Bases 1 to 219 code for a protein of 72 amino acids. Lineage: Eukaryota; Fungi; Ascomycota; Eurotiomycetes; Eurotiales; Aspergillaceae.
AUGGAAGAUAUGUUGGCAGAAUUGCCGGUUGCAUCCAUUAAGAAGGCGGUAAUUAAGAUUCCGCUCGAGUGGGUCACCCGGCUUGACAUCACGCAGAUCCCCCCAUACUACUCCGUACUCCGAUUGCUAUGGUGGGCAGAGAAUAUUCUGUGUCCCCUCCACCGGGAUGGACAAUGGACCCGGAAGAGCUUGACUACGAGGGUGAAUGGGCAGCGGUAG